CAAUAAAAUGUGUUAAUACAGCAAAUUCAAGCUGAAAUACCGACUUUAAUAAAAAUCAAUGGAAUUACUUUACAACAGUGUAUGAACUUCGUAUUGGAUGCGUAAUUUGGUUGGGAAUUUCUUUUCAAAGCUACACUGAGCUGACACAAGCUGGGAGAUUUCCCGUUUUCUUUGAUUUUCACGGUUACGACUAUCCCGGGGGUGCUACCAUCCCAGGGACUUCUCCAAAAUGGAUCUCCUUUACGGAAGUGAUCAAAAGUUUAAUGAUUUGGACGAGGACAUGAAUACCUUUUUGGAUAACGAUGUUUUUCAAAGCCCAGCGACUACGGAACCUGGCUACAUGGUUGAUGAGGAAUGGUUCGACAGUUUCUUCGUGGACCCCGUGCUGAACGACAAAAUGAUCACGGACGCCGCCCAGCCGCCCCGCAUCAAGUGCGAGCACAGUUACUCAAGCGUGAACGAGAAUAGCCUCGCCAGCAGCGGCGAAAUGGACGACAUUGGACGACUUGAAGACUUGGAAUCGGAAUUAUUACUACGAAAUGCCGCCCUUGACCUUACCAUGAAACCAGGCAACAGCCAAACUCUUAAACCUGAAACGAUUGAGACCGACCCACUUACAGCCACACAGACCGGCGCACCAACAAUUCCUGCACGCACGUUUACAGUAACAAAGCAACAACCGACAAUAAUUCUCGCCUCGACACAGCCCCACACCCACGGAUUCUCAGAACGAUCCGUUUUGCCCCGAAUCACAGUCAAGACUGAGCCCCCAGAUGCAUACGACAUUGAACCAAGAGUAAAUGUGGACUCCCUCGUGUUACCCCCAACCCCGCCCAGUAGCAGUAACUGUAGUGACAGUGACAGUUGUCCGAGCCCACAACGCUCCGCCCCCUCAAGCCCGUCACGAUCCUCCUACGGGUACGGUCGCGAACGGCCAUCUUUGUCUCCCCCAUCGUCACGUUACUCACCAUGGAGCUCAAAUCAGACUGAGGGAGUGGACAUUGUAUUUCAACAGAUCCCGACAUCUGGCAUCCUCGUAUUAACUGAGGAAGAGAAACGCACUCUGAUCUCCGAGGGCUAUCCCAUACCCUCAAAACUGCCACUUACUAAGCAAGAGGAAAAAAAUCUGAAGAAAAUUAGACGCAAAAUUAAAAACAAGAUCUCAGCCCAAGAAAGCAGACGGAAAAAGAAAGAGUAUUUAGAAGCUUUAGAAAAGAGAGUUGAAUCUUUCUCCCAGGAGAACUGUGACCUCAAGAAAAAAGUUGACACAUUGGAAAAUAGUAAUAGAUCAUUACUAAGCCAACUGCAGAAGCUGCAAAACUUAGUGGGGAAAAUCCCACGCCCUAAUGUUAUGCCCCAGACUGGACUUAUGGUUCUGGUUUUAUGUUUCGCUGUGUUUGUCGGGAGUUGGUCCCCCGUCUCACUCAAUGUGGGCUACGGUUCUUCCCACUCCGCUGGGCUCAAAAACGACCUUCCGUUCGCAAACCCUCAGCUAGUAAAGCCUGCACCAAUGAUGGGCCCGCAGCUAGAGGCAGCCCGCGUUGACGCCUAUUGUACUCCGCCGAUGAAGUCGCGGGUAUUGAUGUCGCUUAGGGGAGAACAGGAUGAUUUAACGUGGUACGACAUCUACGGGCCCAAUGUUCCGUACGCUGAACUAGAUCGCGAAACUGGAGAACCCAUGGGAAGCACUUAUUCAAACAUCCUGGCCAAGCCCGCACCCGUUAAGUCUGACAACACAAUUCCUGUUCCUGAUAAAAACAGUCUGUACCCGGCCGAAAAUGACGCAAAUACAGCUGUUACCUUGAUCAGCCCGAAGUCUGAUGUAGUCGAAGUAACGGUCGAUGGACGUUUCGGGCAUGUCAAUACAUCACGUGAUGAACCAACAAAGACAGGUGCUCACCCGAAACCCCAUAACGGCGCCGAAUCGCUCAUGGAAAGUGCUGACACCAUUUAGAAAACGUGUGCUUGAAUGACUCUUGAUGCAUAAUAGAUACAGCCUUAAUUAAAGUUAAAGUGUGAUGUUUCGUAAACAACUUUCAAAAGGGAGUGAUUGAAGUUGAUUGGAAAAUUAAGAAUUAAGGGGAUGUUAUGUGAUUGUUAUUGACUAGUUACAUAUAAACAUUUAUAACUUGAGGGCUUUUCAUAUGCAAGAUGGAAUGUGCAAAGGUUAUGUCACAUGACAAAAUCACAUGACAUACACAUAUUUAUUGAUAUUUAAUUGACUUGUUGAACUAUUACAAUGGGUUGAUAAUUUAUUUUCACAUAAAAAAAGUGCUGACUUACUGAAGUAAGAUUCUUAAUUUAUUAAGUCAUGGUCAGUAAAAUUUUACAAAAGAAUUCUGGUAUUGCAUUUAGUAAAAUCUAUCCUUAUUAAUGCAUUUCAGGGUCGUUUUUAGGAUCUGACCAAUUCUUCGUUCAUUGUUUCAUAAAUAUUCACCUGUGGUGAAAUUAGCCAUUGCUUAAUCAUUGUUUUUUUCGGACCAAUCAUGUUUUAUGGCGUAAAAUAGCUUUCCAUUCUUUUUCAUUUAUUCAUAUGACUGUACAUAUAAUGGCCGUGCGUUGUGUUCAUAUACUGUUGAAUUACAUCUUUAUUGUCAUGUAUUCACUGAAGCCAUUUUAAUGUAUAUUUGAACCAUCAUGGCGUGUAUGUUUAUUGUGCUACGCAUUAAUCACUUUUAUCAUUCUAAUUUAUUUUUUAUGUAUGUUUUAUGUUAACAGUUUUAGGCAUGUUUUAAAUUGUUAAAAGGUUGGACCACUUUUUGACUAAUUGACUUCGAUAAAUACAUGAAGUAAACUUAUAUUUAUUGUGAGUGGUGUAAUUUUGAAAUUUUAGGAUUUGGUUGUUAAUUUAAAUUAGUAUUAUAUAUUAUUUAUUAGUAGUUCACACAGUUUAUUGGCCAGUUCAAUAAAACAGUAAUAUUGAAUUAUGACACUUAAAAAUAGUGGUGUGUAACCUUUAAAAGUAAUAUUGAAUUAUAACACUUAAAAAUAGUGGUGUGUAACCUGUCCCAGAUCCUGAAAAUCCAGACAAUCAGUGUAGUGUAACCUUUGUCUUUUCUUUAUCUCUCUUCCAUAGCAUAAUACUAUAUCAUAUAACAAAAAUAUGAAAACAGAUGUAGUAUCUGCAUCAACUCCUUAGAAAGGGUAAAGCUUUUUAAGAAAAUAACUAAAAAUAUUGCCAAACAAUUUGAACUUUUUGUCUGUUCAAACUAUUGAUGUAAAUUUUUUAAUCUGUUUUGUAGACAUACAUGUCAAAUUCUACAACAUUGAUGCAGAAGGAUGCUCGUUGGCCUAUAAUUUUUGUAUAUUUGAGCUCAUCCCAUUGUAAAUAAUUGCCUCGUCGCAAAACAUGUUUUGAAUGGCUGAACGCUGGAAUGCUUGCACUUGAAUGAUUACAUAUUUCGUUAUCAAAAAACAUUUUGUAAAUAAUGGGAAAACAUGUUUCUCUUUUGGGAAUUAAGUAGAAUAUAGCAGUGGAAAGAAAUGUGGAAAUAUUUCGUUGUACUUUUCUUAAAAAAAUGUAAUCCCAUAAUCAUAUUGGCAGUGCCAUACUAUCCCUUCAAUAAUAGAAGUUUUUAUUAACAUUUAAAUCAUCUCAUAUCUGUAACAGUCUUAUGCAGCUGCAUUAACAUUUGUUUCCUUAGUAAAUGGUUUGUUUGUACACUUUUGUCCACUGCAGUAGUUUCAUCACCUCAUUUCUGUGAUAACAGAGCAAGAUUUGAAUUGGCUUAUGCCAGAGUUGUGUUCCUUUGCUGUUUUAGGGCAUUUAAAGGGAAAUGACUUUGUCACUCAUUUAGGUAUUAGCCAAUUGUUAUUUCUUCCUUCGAUGUGGGAUUCUGUUAGGGUUAUGACUAGUCAUACAGUUAAUAUAUAUAACAUGAUAAUAUAUUGUCAUUAUUUUUUGUGAAAUUUAUCAUUUCUUUGUUGAAAUACAAUUACAUAUUUAUAGUUGUACAGGACCUGCAUUUUCGGACACAUUGUCAUUGGAUGUUUUAGUAUAAAAUGCAUUGAAUGAGGUUUAAAAUCACCCUUUGAAAAUAUCCUCAUUUUAUUAGAGUAGCCUCACUUUCAGAUGGGUGAUUCUCAUUCAUGUGUGUAGCCUCUCUUUGAAGUGGGAAAUCUUUGUUGACGAGGUCCAAUGGUGUCCUAAGUCGAUUACUGGUAAUCGGCAAACUAUCGGUCCAGUGGUGACCUACAUGUAAGCCGAUAAAUCGGUAAAAUAUCGAUUAUCUUGUUGUAGCUGUUAGAAAUGGGGCUGGAUUGUGCUUUUGGGGGCAAGAACCCUUUAUGCAAAAUAAAUAUAAAAUAUAUAUUUUACUGAAAUAAAAAUUGCAUUCAA
Molecule: messenger RNA, 4339 nt
Organism: Mya arenaria
Lineage: Eukaryota; Metazoa; Mollusca; Bivalvia; Myida; Myidae
Product: cyclic AMP-responsive element-binding protein 3-like protein 2
Exons: 10
Coding region: 230-1954 (574 amino acids)
Biological process (GO): regulation of transcription by RNA polymerase II
Molecular function (GO): cAMP response element binding; DNA-binding transcription factor activity, RNA polymerase II-specific
Source: RefSeq, a predicted model, not a curated record